ACUCACAUCAAUCAGCUCUGAUACAACUGAGCUGUUUGUCCCCCUAAUAUUAUAUCUUUCCUUUCCAACUAUCUUUCACGCUGACUGUCUGUCAAUUCUUGCACUCUUGACUGUCGCCUCACUUUCCUCCACAUCCACCAUGUUCAAGAAGAAGCCUACCGUCAAACCUCUAGCCCCAUUGCGAUCUUCUGAUCGACGCAAGACCGCCGAGCAAAUUAUCUCAGAGCUAGGCCUAGAGCUCCCAUCCACAGAUCUUGACGAUCCCGAAGAGAAGGCUGCCGCCGUGGCGAAGAUAUCAAAUAUCAGGAAUGCUCUCCUACCCGAGAAUGCUUUAUCGGCCCGCUUCACGACAACUGUCGGGCCUGACCUGAAGCAAGUAUCUGGUACCGUCUAUGUUGGAAGCUACAGGGACGACCAGCGGAUCCUCUGGGUGAAGCUUGAGGAUAGGUUGUAUCCUACAGUCUACACUCUGUGGCAGAAUCCCGGAAUUGUGCCCCUUCUCCACACCCACACCCCGGUCAUCGAGAAGUUACAGGGUGGUGCAGACCUCAUGACCCCUGGCUUAGCUGCAGGCCCUCCGUUCCCCUCAAAAGCCAAACAGAACGCUACUGUCGCAAUUGCCAGUCUAGACUCGCCUUCCGUGCCGCUUGCCGUGGGAAGAUGUGAGAUCGACGUGAGUGCGCUGGAAAAAGUACAAGGGGCGAGGGGACAUGCGGUCGAGAACAUACACUGGGCUGGAGAUGAGCUAUGGUCGUGGAGCAAUGCGAGUAAGCCGGGCUCACAGCCGCCUGAUUCACUUCAAGGCUGGCUCGAUGACGAUGACGAAGCAGCGGACAUUGCUACGAAGACGGAGCAGCUUGACUUAGCGGAUGGUGCCAAUGGAGGUGUUUCUCUUCAUUCAGGGGAAGAGGUCGCAGGAGCACAAGAUAGAACAGACAUCAAAGAUGCUUUUGAGUCAGUGGAGGACAAGCCGUUGUCGACCAAAGAGAUUGACGAAGGCUUUCGGAAAGCCUUCCUUUACGGCGUACGACAUCACAUGGACGUCAACAGGGGUCAACCAAGCUUCGGUCUCAGCUUCCCUCUUACCCAGUCGUUCGUCAUGGCUAAUCUGGUGCAACCAUUCCUUCCUGCAUAUACACCUGCGCAAACUGCAUCCCUCCAGAUCAAGAAGACCAGCUGGAAGAACAUCAAGAAGUUCAUCAAGUCGUUAGACAAGGAGCAAAUAGUAAAGACAAAGGACCGAGACACCCAUGAAGUAGUCAUCAUGGACAUUGAUUUCAAAGACCGCACCAUAGCAGACUUCACACCUUAUCGGUUGCCGAAGAAAGAAACAGUGGGCGGCGCCGCACAAGGCCGGGAACACAACGCGACGGUGAUCAGCGAUCCGGGUGAUAGCUCUGUUGGUCAGAAAAUCAAGAAACUGGAACUGUACCGGCCGAAGGAGAAGCUGGCCGACAUGUUUGAGAAAGCACAAGCGGAUCCAAGAGGCUAUCAUACGACUAGUGAAAUCGGAUCUAUUGUCACCAGCUAUAUUGCGAUCGAGGAACUGGUUGUCGAAACGAAUAAGCGGCUCGUGAAGAUCGAUCCGAUCCUGGCAAACGCUGUCUUCGAUGGCAGCACUCAUCUAGACAAAGAAGUCAUCAAUAAAGGGACCGUCCCGCGAGAUGCACUAAUUGACCGAAUCAUCAAAUCUUGUAGUCCCUUUUGGUCUAUCAUCCGCAACGACGAGUCCUCAAGUACAUCAAAGCCAAAGGCUGGGGCAGCUCCCAAAAUCACAAUCAUGCUUGAAACCCGAAGCGGUAACAAGACCGUCACAAAGGUCUCCGGCGUGGAGGCCUACUUCAUCCCACCGCAGCCGCUCGCAGAUGAGCUCAGGAAAGUGUGUGCAGGUUCUACAAGCGUCGAGCAACUAAAAGGCAGUAGCCCGAAGACACCAGUGAUGGAAAUCAUGGUUCAGGGGCCACAGAAGGACGCUGUCAUCAAAGCGUUAGAAAAGCGGGGAGUGAACAGACAGUGGGUAGAGAUUGUGGACAAGGUCAAAGGGAAAAAGAAGGGCUGAAGGAGUGCAAGGCAAAAACAAAGAAAAUAUUCUUGCAUAUAAAAGACUCGAUACCCAAAUCUUUUGUCCAUAGAUCAUUGUGCAAUUCCGGACUUAUUCUUUAGGCAUUACUGGUC
Pseudovirgaria hyperparasitica is the source of this 2175-nucleotide messenger RNA. RefSeq names its product RNA binding protein-like protein Ligatin/Tma64. The record is from RefSeq and is a predicted model, not a curated record. Bases 140 to 2059 code for a protein of 639 amino acids. Gene Ontology annotation, biological process: formation of translation preinitiation complex; translational initiation. Lineage: Eukaryota; Fungi; Ascomycota; Dothideomycetes; Acrospermales; Acrospermaceae. Gene Ontology annotation, molecular function: translation initiation factor activity. The transcript has 3 exons.